GCUUCUGCUCAUGUUCCCUUAUGGUUUCCCCAUGUUCCAGUUACCAGUGUGUUUGUUCCUGUGCCUCAGACUUCCUGUGUUCCUGCCUGCCAUCUUGUCCAUCUGACUUAUGUUUUUUCAGGCUGCUGUGAGAUCUGAAUACACCUGAUCAAGAAAUGACCUACUGUUGCCCUCAAUAUAGUGGUCACUGAAGAAACGACAUCUCAUUUAUCAGAGGAAGAGGAUGUGGUAUUUAUCUUUGAGUAUAUACUACUUCAGAGACUUUGACAGAGCAAGAUAUUGACAAAGCAGAAGAGAGUGAGAGAGAGAAAGAUGAUGGCUGAAUUCAGAUGGAUUAAACCUUCUUUAUUUCUGGUCCUGGUGCUUCGGUUUGCAGUAGCAGCAGCUGGACAAAAUACUCUACGCUUCAAUGUCAGAGUUGGAGGUGAGGUCGCGUUGCCUUGUCAAAGUGUGAGAGAUGAUCAGGUUAAAUGUAACGGUACUGCCUGGCUCUUCGAUGAAUCACGAAAGUCCAUAACACUGUUUGAAUAUGGAAAGAUUCACGACGAAGCCAAAUCUAAAUCAGACAGACUGAGUGUUACAGAGAAUUGUUCUCUGGUGAUAAAGAAGGUCACGGUUCAGGAUGUUGGUCGCUACACCUGCAGACAGUUCGACCAAUCAGGACAACGACAAGGUCAAGAUGCUACUUUCCCUCUGUCUGUUGUUACCAGCGAAGCUGCAAUAACAGGAAAACCAACAACGACAAUUAAGAUAACAAGAACCAAAGUAAUGACAUCGGAGGCGACAAACGACGCAGGAUCAAUAAACAACAACAGUCCACAAGGUUGUUGGUGGUGGUACAUCAUUGUCUCCGUGGUUUUAGCAGCACUCAUAAUAUCCAUUGUGCUCAUCAUUUGGAAGAAAACUAUAGGGAACAAAACACAGACGGAGGAAGACAUGGCUGAUCCUGACGGUGGCGUUUCCUAUGCCACCAUCAGCUACGCCAGGAAGACCGACAGGGAAGCCCGGGUUCAAGGUGAUGCAGUGAUCUACAGCACUGUGGAAGCUCCCUCCUCUUCAGCUGGAGCCUCCACUGCUCCCAGCAGCAUCUACGCCACCGUCAACAAACCAAACAAAUAACAUGUUACUUUUUAAAUGCAACAUGUUGCUUUAAUAACAAUUGCAUGAAUAUUUAGAUCAUAGAUUUAAAAUUUAAAGCGUCAUAAUAAGGAUGAUCUUAAUAGUUGCUCAUGUUGUUUCUUUUCUUGUCUUAGUUUUGGUAAAAUGACUAUGAAUACAGUUACAAAAUAUUAAAGCAAUGCAUUAUAAUUAGCGGACCAUGGCUGUCUGUUGGUGUGGACGCAUGGUCUGAAGGUGUGAAUCUUACUUGAUGUUCCUUUGAUUCAGCCUCGUGAAAAAAUUUCUUGUUGUCUGCAGCUUUUAAGUAUCAGCUUUAUGACACGUGUAGCCAUUG
Messenger RNA from Xiphias gladius (swordfish), 1453 nucleotides. RefSeq lists its product as uncharacterized. The coding region runs from base 313 to 1119 and encodes 268 amino acids. The record is from RefSeq and is a predicted model, not a curated record. Gene Ontology annotation, biological process: T cell activation; positive regulation of ERK1 and ERK2 cascade; interleukin-15-mediated signaling pathway. The transcript has 9 exons. Gene Ontology annotation, molecular function: MHC class II protein binding; protein tyrosine kinase binding. Gene Ontology annotation, cellular component: external side of plasma membrane; membrane raft. Lineage: Eukaryota; Metazoa; Chordata; Actinopteri; Istiophoriformes; Xiphiidae.